Molecule: messenger RNA, 579 nt
Organism: Castor canadensis (American beaver)
Lineage: Eukaryota; Metazoa; Chordata; Mammalia; Rodentia; Castoridae
Gene: Sod1
Product: superoxide dismutase 1
Biological process (GO): superoxide metabolic process
Molecular function (GO): copper ion binding
Source: RefSeq, a predicted model, not a curated record
UGUCCUGCGGGCUUCUCCGUUACUUCUGUUCUCAGAUCCGCCCCGGCCGGCGCGCGUCCCCGACGAAUCAUGGCGACGAAGGCCGUGUGCGUGCUGAAGGGCGACGGCUCGGUGCAGGGCACCGUCCACUUCGAGCAGAAGGCAAAUGGGCCAGUUGUGGUACGGGGACGCAUUACGGGAUUGACUGAAGGCCUGCAUGGAUUCCAUGUCCAUCAGUUUGGAGAUAACACUCAAGGCUGUACCAGUGCAGGUCCUCACUUUAAUCCUCUAUCCAAAAAACAUGGUGGGCCACUGGAUCAGGAGAGGCAUGUUGGAGACCUGGGCAAUGUGACUGCUAACAAAGAUGGCGUGGCUGAUGUGUCCAUUGAAGAUUCUCUGAUCUCACUCUCAGGAGAGCAUUCCAUCAUUGGCCGUACAAUGGUGGUCCAUGAAAAGGAGGAUGACUUGGGCAAAGGUGGAAAUGAUGAAAGUACAAAGACAGGAAAUGCUGGAAGUCGUUUGGCUUGUGGAGUAAUUGGGAUCACCCAGUAAACAUUCCCUACCAUGUGGUGUCUGAGUCAUAGUAAUUCAUCUGUUAUU